Messenger RNA from Schistosoma turkestanicum, 675 nucleotides. NCBI's taxonomy places the organism in Eukaryota, Metazoa, Platyhelminthes, Trematoda, Strigeidida, Schistosomatidae. The record is from the annotation of a GenBank genome assembly.
AUGAUUGAUCUGUUAGAAUGUAUUAUAAAUAUAAUUUGGAAAGUGACUAGGUUUAUUGGUGAUGAUGGUCUAACAACAAUAUGUGGAAUAUUAUCUCAGUUGGCAAUGAAUGAUUUUUAUGCUCAAAUUAUUGCACGUGAAAAUGGUAUUCAUUUGAUUGGUUCACAAUUAUUAAUUAAAUAUCCUAGAAAUUGUGAAAAACAAUGUGUGAUAACUGAGUCCGAAUUAAAACAAACUACUAACAUUGAAUAUCAACAGACAAUAGAUAUAAAUGAAUUCGAUUUAGGGAAUAUUCACUAUUUAUAUGCAAAUGCGUUUUGUGCAUUGCGCAGGCUAUUUAUAUCGGAACAUAAUCGACGUUUAAUUAAAUCAUUUUUGCCAUCAUCUUUAUUAUCGGAAUUAAUUGACAUUGACAUCACGUCAACAGUUAUAAAUGAUUAUGCAAAAUUAGUGGAACUACUUGAAUCAUUGAAUGAUGAAGAAUACAAUGCACUUAUUAAUGGUAUCAUUUCUUGUGAUAUAAAUCGUACACCAAUUUACAAUAUACGUGAUUAUUCAAUAUUAGAAUUACUUGGAACUGGUGCAUAUGGUAAAGUUUUUAAAGCGUCAACGCAUAAACUGCCUCGGAAUAUUUAUGCCAUUAAAAAGGUACUUCUUGUUAAUAAUGAUAUGUGA